AUGGCGCAGUUACAUUGUUUGUCACUACAACCAUUCUAUAAUAAGGAGGAGCGACCUAUGAGUCUCUAUUUAGGAGAGCGGGGGCUAGCAGAGACCGACGACGAGGGAAUCGAAAGGGACGCCGGUGAAUGCGACGAUGAGAUUCCCAACGGCGGUUGGACCUUAAAUAGGAUUUUAGAUUACUGCGCGAGUCAUGUAUGCGCGACGAAUUCUCAACAAGCAGACAGCCAUUACCAGGCUGUAUGCAGGGCCCUCGUUGCAGAGGCCCUAGAGCUCUCAUCGUUCCUGGAAAAAGUCUCGCAAGGCACCACCGAUCUGAGGCAAAAAGCCGCAGCCAUCACCGCCGCAGACGACAUCGAUAGUCUCAAAUUCUCCGACUGGACUCACCUCAGACUAUGGAGAGCUUUGCAAGCUCGGUUAUGGGUGCAAGUGAUCCGGGAGCUGAGGCACGGGGUGAAACUGAAAAAGGUGUCCUACAGCCGGACCCCGAUCGAGUACGAGCUGACCCCGUACGAAAUCCUCAUGGACGACAUCAGAUCCCGGCGCUACAAGCUCAACAAAGUCAUGGUCGACGGAAACAUACCCCACCGCGUCCGCAAGGACGCCCACGCCAUCAUCCUAGAAUUCAUACGCUCCAGACCUCCUCUCAAAAAGGUGAGUCUCCUUCCUACCACCCUCUUAUCUUAG
This is a messenger RNA of Bemisia tabaci, 687 nucleotides long. Lineage: Eukaryota; Metazoa; Arthropoda; Insecta; Hemiptera; Aleyrodidae. The record is from RefSeq and is a predicted model, not a curated record.